AUGGAGCUCCGCCUGCGACGGUGGGUGCCAUGGCUGCUGAUCGUGACAGUCGCUUUCACUCGUGUGCAUCGCGCGCAGUCGCAGCUUCUCGACCCGUCACAAGCGGCGGUGCUGGAGGAGUGUCAGUCGGAGUGGAAGGUGCGGUUGAGCCAGUGGAGCAACGGAGGGGACUGCAGCAAGGCGGAGGCCAUUCAGUGCAACGAGCAAGGCAUGAUCACCAGAAUGGCGCCUCAAGGCUACGUGCUGCAGGGCUCUCUGCCCGCCUCUAUAGGCAACCUCGUCUCCCUCACCUACCUAGACUUCUACGGAGCAAGGUUGAAUGGGACCAUACCUGAUACCAUUGGCCAGCUCACAGCUCUCACACACCUCUUGCUAUGGUUCAACGAUCUGAGCGGCACUAUCCCCUACACCGUCAGUGCGCUCACCAACCUUAAGCAGCUAUGGCUGGGCAUGAACAAGCUCUCAGGGUCCAUCCCAGACGAACUCAGCGCCCUCUCUGCCCUCACCUGGCUGGACGUGGGCAACAACCGCCUGUCAGGCCCUGUUCCCGACUCCCUGGGUCUGCUCUCUAACCUGCUUCAACUCAACCUGGGCAACAACCAGCUGACUGGCAGCAUACCGCCAUCGCUGGGGCACUUGUCGGGCCUCGAUAGCCUCAACCUGGUUCACAACCAGUUUGCGGGGUCUCUACCCGCCAUGCUAGGCCAGCUCACCAACCUCACUCGCCUGUACGCCUCUGCUCUUCUCCCCCACAUCCCAUGCCCCCCAUAUCUAAUGGACCGGGUGCAGUGUGCAGCAGGGGGGCCAUGGACCGGGUGCAGUGUGCAGCAGGGGGGCCAUGUGAGGUGCCUCAGCUGUCUUUCUCUCGCUUCUGUGCUUCCUGCAGUGGCUUCUGCGCCGCUUGCACCAACGAAUCAGUUUCUAAUACCUCCCCUUCCUCUCUCCCUUCCACCACACUCCCUCCCCAACCGCACCACCCCUCCACCUCCUUUCCCCCCUCUCUUCUCCACUCUCCUCUCUCCAUCCCUGCUACCAACACUUUCCGCCGCAUCUUCCCUCGCAUCCCCCCCCUGCAUCCCCCCUGCAUCUCCCCCCACAUCUUCCCCCGUAUCCCCCCUGACCCCCCUUCCCGACAUUCCUCCCUGCAUCUCUCCUGCAGUGACUGGGCCGUCCAACUCACCCGUUUCAACCACCACCACCAAGGCUGCCUCUGCUCGUGUCUCUCAACCCACCUGCCUUCUGCCCUACAUCCUCCUGCUUCUGUUCAUCUCUGGACUUAUCACCAUUUGA
Molecule: messenger RNA, 1290 nt
Organism: Closterium sp. Naga37s-1
Lineage: Eukaryota; Viridiplantae; Streptophyta; Zygnematophyceae; Desmidiales; Closteriaceae
Source: the annotation of a GenBank genome assembly